Messenger RNA from Oncorhynchus nerka (sockeye salmon), 1385 nucleotides. It is a transcript of the gene mustn1b, whose product is annotated as musculoskeletal, embryonic nuclear protein 1b. The coding region runs from base 105 to 344 and encodes 79 amino acids. The record is from RefSeq and is a predicted model, not a curated record. The transcript has 3 exons. Gene Ontology annotation, cellular component: nucleus. NCBI's taxonomy places the organism in Eukaryota, Metazoa, Chordata, Actinopteri, Salmoniformes, Salmonidae. Gene Ontology annotation, biological process: chondrocyte differentiation; tissue regeneration; chondrocyte proliferation.
GUUAUAAAUAUAAUGGACUGGACAGAGAGGAUCAGUCCAUACACACCAACGCGCGCACACAGCUCCACUGACCAGAACUCUGGGAUUAAGACAACCCACACACCAUGUCUCAGCCCGUUGAGGUGAAGAAGAAGAAGCGUCCUGUGAUGAAGGAGGAGGACUUGAAAGGAGCCCGCAGCAAACUGGGGCUAAAGGGCGAGCCCAAGAGUAAGACCUAUGAGGUCAUGGUAGAGUGUGAGCGUAUGGGAAAGGUGGCUCCCUCAGUGUUCAGUGGGGUGAAGUCUGGAGGAGAGACUGUACUGGAGAAGCCUAAAGCCCCAGGAGACAGCAUCUUUGGCAAGUAGAGCCGUCCAGUGUGGAGUGUUGGCUAUCAUCACUGCGCUAGAGUCUAGAGGAGAAACGGGACAGACUCAUCAAUGGACAAACGGCAAUGAAGAAGCCAAACCUUGCUGUUAUUGAAUGGUUUGAUACCUGUUUUUCCAUUUUCAGCACGGAAAUAGGCCCAUCUCAUUUUGAGCAGGUUGUUCAUAGUAGGGUUUGUUCAUACUGUAUGAUGACUGUUUAUGAUUGAUUGAGAAUUAAGGGAAAUUCCAGCAUCAUGGAUGUGAUAUUUGCACACACAAUGAAAAACCAAAUGUCUCACAGAGUUGACUUAUCAGGUAGAAAUGAAAGUGCUAUCAUGAUUGCCUUACGCAGCAAUGCUGACUGAUCAUGUUAUGACGUGUCUGUAACGGUCACAUUCGUUACGCUUAGAACGAGUACCUACAGCGAGGAAGGAAACCAAUUAUACAUCACAUAAGCCCUUGAUGAAGUUAGCUUUGCACAGAAAGUUUGUGUAAAAUCAUACUCAAAACAUGUCCACAAUAACAACCUUUCCUCAAAAACAUUACAGUUGUGACACUUCCUGUCCAAAUCAGCACUCUAUCUUCACUAGACUGUAGAAUUCUAUACUAGCAAUCAAAGGACAAAAAUGUGUUUCAUGAACCUUCCGGCUUGGUCAGAAACAGAGGGACAGAUGUUAGUACCAAAACAAGUUCUGUGAGCCAUUACCAAAAGCUAUGAAAUAUGGUUGACUGAAAAUACUUAUUUUGAGACUUUGUAGCCUACUUUGUAGUAACAUUAAAUUUGGCAAAAAUAAAGGCCAAAUGUAGUCUUUACUUCAAAAUACACACAUUCAAAUAUAAUUUUAUUGGUCACAUAUUUUGCAGAUGUUAUAUAUAUAUUUUGCAGAAAAUAUGGUAAAUAUUUUCUCUAAAUAUGAAAGUUUAAUUAUGAAAUAAGCUAGUUUUUCAUGUUCGGGUUGACCUUACUAUGAAGUUGCUCAAAUUGUAAAUGCUGAAAUAUUUGUCUUAUGUUUUUAUAAACAAAUGAAUGACUUCCCUACU